Messenger RNA from Botrytis byssoidea, 879 nucleotides. RefSeq lists its product as uncharacterized. The record is from RefSeq and is a predicted model, not a curated record. Bases 155 to 538 code for a protein of 127 amino acids. The transcript is spliced from 2 exons. NCBI's taxonomy places the organism in Eukaryota, Fungi, Ascomycota, Leotiomycetes, Helotiales, Sclerotiniaceae. Gene Ontology annotation, biological process: rRNA (guanine-N7)-methylation; tRNA methylation; peptidyl-glutamine methylation. Gene Ontology annotation, molecular function: protein heterodimerization activity.
CACAACUUCAAGCUUCUAUCCCUCCACCACCAUCCACCAACGCCUCUCAAAUAGUGAGUACACACAACAAUAAACAUCAAUUUGCACACCACUCCCCCGCAUACGAAACCACCCACCAAUUCACAUCAUCGCGCGCCGCGCACCUCCGAAAAAAAUGAAACUCCUAACUCUCAAUUUCCUCACCUGCGCCGUGAAAGCGUGCAAAUCAACCAGCGCAUCGUUUCCUCUCCAUCCAAAAGAAUGUUCGCUUGUUAGUAAUGAUAUACCUUUAAAUACUGCUUUACUUCUCAAUAUUCUGCCGCGGAUUGAUUGGAAGGCGCUCUGUGUUAUUGCUUCUGAGCUCUCAUUCCCCGCUCUCCCCCCCACACCACCCACCCCCGAAACACUCCAAGAAGACGAAAAAAUGAUGAAGGAACUCCACACGCUUCUUUUGGAAACAGAAAUCGACGAGGGAAGUUUAGUUUGUGCGAAUUGUGGACAUGAGUAUCGGGUUAAGGAGGGGAUUGGAAAUUUCUUGUUGCCGGGACAUUUGGUUUAGAUGGUGGAUGGAUGAGGAUGGUAAUGGAUGUGUGAAGUUGGGACUCGGGAAUUAAAAUUUGUGAUCUUGAUUGGCUGAGUCAGAUCUGGAUGAGGAUAUGUACUCCUGGAUUGCUAGACGGAACGGAAAUCGGAGUCAUAGGCAGAGAAAAUUUAAGGGGGAGAAGAAAACAGAUAAAGCGUUAGAAUGGUAUGUGGUACGGUCUAUGUCUAUUUAAGGCUCCGGAGAAUCGAGAGCGGGAAGGAGGAAAAAGACAUGACGCAUCAAAAGCAUAAUCAAAAAAUAGUACCGCGCAGCUUAUAGUCGUGGAGAAGAAAUAGAAUAAAAAGAUACCCAAAAGA